This is a messenger RNA of Lymnaea stagnalis (great pond snail), 10570 nucleotides long. Lineage: Eukaryota; Metazoa; Mollusca; Gastropoda; Lymnaeidae. The record is from the annotation of a GenBank genome assembly.
UUUUGGACAGCGGACUUUUGACUCCAGACGACAAGCUGUGUGUAGGUGGAUCUGUCCAUUUCUUUGUUGGUCAUCUGUUGCUCGGACUCACGGUAGACGGCUCAACUGUACGAUCUGACCCAGGAUGACGUAUUCUCUGCUUGUUCUGGCGACUCUCGGUAAGUCAACCGAACACUUUCAAAGAACAAUUUCGGGUGGUCUUUGCGUUUGGAAGAAAUGGGGGCGGGUCCCAAGCCAAAAUAGCGAGAUGGAAAGCAGUGCUAAACAUGAAUGAAUUAUAGCGUGGAAAGUGUCACCUUGAAGACACAAUGGAACAAUACUUGUCAAGAAAUGUCUAUGAAAAUGUCGGGCUAAAGUAAUUACACAAAAGAAACGAAAGUAAUAGGAUUUUAAAUUUAAAAAAAAAAAGAAAUUGAACUUUUACAGAUCAACAAAGUCUAUUCAUUCUGUCUAGGUUGUCGGGGAAACAUAUGAAUUCUGCAGAGUUAUUCGACUUUAAUACAAUGCAAUUGCCUGGGUUUAGUGAAAUGGGUAUAAUUGUUAAGCUAUUCUCAACCUAUUGUGGGUGUCAUGGCGUCGAUGCCGGGUACGGCUAACCAAAUGAUGUGUACUACUUUAGUCAAAGUGUUCCUUUCUCUUUGUAUUUCCUCCCACACAUACCUGUGUUAACAAAAUAACAUCGAACACACAGAGAAAUAAAACCUAAAUAUAAGUUUAUUCAAGACAAAAACGAAGUGCACACGUGAAAGGUCAGUUCCACACACUAUUUUAACAACAUGAUAUUGAAAACAAUGAGUACAGAUGAAUAGAAUGUGACACUAGAACGUGUGUGAAUAUAGUACUGUUGAACUUGACAAGUGAACAUCCAUAAAUAUUGUACUGUUGAACUUGACAAGUGAACAUGCAUAAAUAUAGUACUGUUGAACUUGACAAGUGGACAUCCAUAAAUAUAGUACUGUUGAACGUGACAAGUGAACAUCCAUAAAUAUAGUACUGUUGAACUUGACAAGUGAACAUGCAUAAAUAUAGUACUGUUGAACUUGACAAGUGAACAUCCAUAAAUAUAGUACUGUUGAACGUGACAAGUGAACAUCCAUAAAUAUAGUACUGUUUAACUUGACAAGUGAACAUUCAUAAAUAUAGUACUGUUGAACUUGACAAGUGGACAUCCAUAAAUAUAGUACUGUUGAACUUGACAAGUGAACAUGCAUAAAUAUAGUACUGUUGAACUUGACAAGUGAACAUCCAUAAAUAUAGUACUGUUGAACUUGACAAGUGAACAUCCAUAAAUAUAGUACUGUUCAAUUUGACAAGUGAACAUGCAUAAAUAUAGUACUGUUGAACUUGACAAGUGAACAUCCAUAAAUAUAGUACUGUUGAACGUGACAUAUGAACGUGCGUGAAUAUAGAUUAAUGCUGAACGUGACACAUGAACGUGGUCGAACGUGAGAGGUGAACAUUGUCGAGCGUGACACGUGAACGUGCUUGAACAUUUCAAACAGCGAAAUCUGCUUCCAUGUUGAAAUGUUCCUUGGUUGAAACGCUAUAUAAGAACAAGAAAAUUAAAUUAAAGCAUACACAUUGAGAAUUUUUAUCACCCUUGUUUCUGUGUUCUGGAGUUGGGGUGUCAAGGUAUUAGAACCCCCGAGAGUCUGUUGUGAGUGGAUAGUUCUUCGUUUUGAAUGAGAACGCAGAGUUCAUGUGCCUGAAUGCGAACUGGACUAUGAGCUUAGCAAGAUACAAGGUGGUCGGUAGUGUGAAGGAAGGUGGUCGGUAGUGUGAAGGAAGGUGGUCGGUAGUGUGAAGGAAGGUGGUCGGUAGUGUGAAGGAAGGUGGUCGGUAGUGUGAAGGAAGGUGGUCGGUAGUGUGAAGGAAGGUGGUCGGUAGUGUGAAGGAAGGUGGUCGGUAGUGUGAAGGAAGGUGGUCGGUAGUGUGAAGGAAGGUGGUCGGUAGUGUGAAGGAAGGUGGUCGGUAGUGUGAAGGAAGGUGGUCGGUAGUGUGAAGGAAGGUGGUCGGUAGUGUGAAGGAAGGUGGUCGGUAGUGUGAAGGAAGGUGGUCGGUAGUGUGAAGGAAGGUGGUCGGUAGUGUGAACGUAUGGCAAGAUGAAAGGAUUUACAAGUAAGGAAUCAAUUAUUGUCUACAUGUCACUGACAUUCACGUGCCUCCCUUUCAGCGCUGGUCUGCUUGACCACUGGUCAGCUCAACCCGCAGACACAGUGCGGCCAACAAGCCCAGACGUGCUACAACCAGAACAAAGACAACAUCAGGAAGAAGUUCGAUGAGCUCGACUUUCGUGGAGGCUGCAAGUAUGUAUAGGACAAGUAGGAUAGUAUUGACAAGUAGGAUAGUAUUGACAAGUAGGAUAGUAUUGACAAGUAGGAUAGUAUUGACAAGUAGGACGUUAAGGACAACAACAAAGAAAGGACUUCUAUAGGACAGGUCAAAUCAUCCGGGAAACUAAAGCGAAUAGGACAGAUUGACACAACAAGCACUGGCAGAACAAUCACACGCACAAAGGAGUGGGGCGUUGGAGGGGGUAGAGACAUUCAGUUGAACUAGAUCUGGCGCACACAUACUGUUUGUAUGUUGCGUAAAAAGAUGUAUUUAAAUUUCUUCAUAGUGUUGAAGCUAAUUUUUUUUUAAAAUAUUUUUUUUUAAAUAUUUUUUUAUGAAAACCAUUGGAUCAAAGUAAAAAGCUACAUACUUCUUAACAGUAGUUUUUAUAUCUAAGGAUUGGCCUGACAUUAACUGCAGUCAUAUCUAAGGAUUGGCCCGAGUUUAACCGCAGUCCCAUCCAAGGAUUGACUUGACUUGAACUGCAGUCAUAUCCAAGGAUUGGCCUGAUUUUAACUGAAGUAAUAUCCAAGGAUUAGCCUCAAGCCAACUAAUAUCCUCAUGAUCUAUGUCUAUCCCCAAGGAUGUCAUCCAAGGAUUGUCCUGACUCAGUCCUCAUGUCAACUAAUGCCCUCAUGAUCUAUGUCUAUCCCCAAGGAUGUCAUCCAAGGAUUGUCCUGACUCAGUCCUCAAGACAACUAAUGCCCUCAUGAUCUAUGUCUAUCCCCAAGGAUGCCAUUCAAGGAUUGUCCUGACUCAGUCCUCAUGUCAACUAAUGCCCUCAUGAUCUAUGUCUAUCCCCAAGGAUGCCAUUCAAGGAUUGUCCUGACUCAGUCCUCAUGUCAACUAAUAUCCUCAUGAUCUAUGUCUAUCCCCAAUGAUGCCAUCCAAGGAUUGUCCUGACUCAGUCCUCAUGACAACUAAUGCCCUCAUGAUCUAUGUCUAUCCCUAAGGAUGCAAUUCAAGGAUUGUCCUGACUCAGUCCUCAUGACAACUAAUGCCCUCAUGAUCUAUGUCUAUCCCCAAGGCCCAAGGAUGCCAUUCAAGGAUUGUCCUGACUCAGUCCUCAUGACAACUAAUGCCCUAAUGAUCUAUGUCUAUCCCCAAGUAUGCCAUUCAAGGAUUGGCCUGACUCAGUCCUCAUGACAACUAAUGCCCUAAUAAUCUAUUUCUAUCCCCAAGGAUGCCAUUCAAGGAUUGGCCUGACUCAGUCCUCAUGUCAACUAAUGCCAUUAUGAUCUAUUUCUAUCCCCAGGGAUGCCAUUCAAGGAUUGUCCUGACUCAGUCCUCAUGUCAACUGAUGCCAUUAUGAUCUAUUUCUAUCCCCAGGGAUGCCAUUCAAGGAUUGUCUUGACUCAGUCUUCAUGUCAACUAAUGCCAUUAUGAUCUAUUUCUAUCCCCAAAGAUGCCAUUCAAUGAUUGGCCUGAAUCAGUCCUCAUGUCAACUCAUGCCAUUAUGAUCUAUGUCUAUCCCCAAGGAUGCCAUCCAAGGAUUGUCCUGACUCAGUCCUCAUGUCAACUAAUGCCAUUAUGAUCUAUUUCUAUCCCCAAAGAUGCAAUUCAAGGAUUGGCCCGACUCAGUCCUCAUGUCAACUAAUGCCCUCAUGAUCUAUGUCUAUCCCCAAGGAUGCCAUCCAAGGAUUGUCCUGACUCAGUCCUCAUGUCAACUAAUAUCCUCAUGAUCUAUUUCUAUCCCCAGGGAUGCCAGAACGCUCUUCUCGUGUUUGAACGGAGUGCCCGGCGCUGACGCUUGUAACGAACUUCAGACGUUCAAGAAUUUAGCCAUCAACACGACCGACGGAAUCUGCCGUAAUUUCCCAUUGAACCCAACUUUUAUUUAACAUAAUUUAAACCAUAAAGAACUAGUAUUAACUCUAACAUACUUCAAGGCUCCAAAUAACUCACCCAGAGGAUAAAAACGAAAAUAGGAUAAUUCUGCUUAGGAAAACAAUAACAUUUUAAAAAGUGCAUCCCAAAACAAUUAACAUUUAACGAAACAAAUUAUAUGUCCUUGACAUUCACCAGUAACCUUUGACACCCCCCUCCCCCCGAGCCCUAAUGUAUGCACAGCUCACUUUUAAUUAACCCAAAGAAAAGACAAACAGAUAUAAGUCAUAAAUUGUUAUCAUUACCUUGUUUGUUAAAUCUGACGGCUGAUUUUUAAAUGGAAAGUUGUGGCAAAGUGGUUUUAAGUGAGUGAAGAAAAAUAUGGUAUUAAAGUAAGCAUAUCCCACAGUCUCUGGAAGUAGACGCUUUGGUGAAGAUUGCAUGAUGGUUUGAUUUUCUUUUCCUUAUCUCAUCGACUUUUGUGGCUAUAGACAAUAGACAUACCAUAUACCAUUGACCCGUUAUCUCAAAGACUUUUGUGGCUAUAGACAAUAGAUAUUUUGUUUACAAUUGACUCGUUAUCGCAGUAAAAUUUAAUUCAAUGAAAAAACGAUUGAAAUAAUUUCACGUUGCAUUUUCCACAUCUUCUUUAAUGGCCAGACUGCACACCAAAUAUUGGGCGCUGAUUUACUUAGACUGUAUCGAAUAUGUUUUCAAAUAGUUAUUUUCACAUUGAGUUGUUACUGUUUUAUCCUCCCCAGAGCCUGGAGGCGAGGGCACCACGAUUUGUGCUGACCGACUAGGUCCGUGCCUGCAGUACGCCUUUAUCAUUAAAAACGAUUUCGCCAACAGCAACGCCACUCAAGCGUGCCCGUAAGUUCGCACAAGUUUGAGUUAGUGUGCGGGGACGGGGGGGAGGGGGGGGCCGGGGGGGGGCAACAAACUCCUCGGGGCCUUCCGUAAGUACGUCACGUUCAUAUUUUAUGUAUACCCCGGUAUAUAUAUAUGCUCUGAUAACUUACCAAGUGCUACCAAUCACUCAUAAUAUAUCACCAUAAAUUUAAAUUUGGGCCCAAUACCAAAACACAUCUACUUAUUACUGAAAACAAAUGAACAUUUUAUUAGCUCAGGGACGCAAAUGUCACUUUCGGUAUUUCAUGGGUAGAAAAUGACACUUCUAUUUUCUCAUGGAUGCAAACGACACUUCUGAUAUUUCACGGACGGAAAUGACACCUCUGGUAUUUCAGGGCCCUGAACCAGCUCAACUCGUGUGCUGAGGACAUCAUGAAACAGAAUUCCUGCAAUCCAAAUAUCAACAAACAACUGAAUCGUGCCAGAACAGCGCUCAGCGAGGACAUCAUGCUCAACGGAUGUGGUAAGUGUGGCGCGGCUUGAAGUUCACGUUCAUUGUAAUGUAUCGUCCGCCAGUCGGAAUCCUCUAUGACCCACUGAAGCAUCAUAUCAUCAUUGAAUUCAUGUCCAGCCGCCUGGGCCAUACUACAGUAAAUGUGAUCCCUAUGAAUCCAUCUGUCUUUGGAAGACUCGCCCUCCACAGAAAGACUUUUUGCUUGCUCAGAUUUUCUCUUUUAUCGUGCGACUAAGAAUACACGAUCGUGCUAAUAAAAAAAUAUUAUUAUAGACAGCCUGUUACCAAUAACUGCGACAACAUAUUAUGUGGUCCAGGCGUAUGCAACAUUGUGUGCAAAUGUCCGUAAAAACGUAUGUUCUUUUGUAGCGGAUCGCAUGAUAUGUACCUAGGAACAGAGACAUUCUAGACUCGGUAGACAAUGGAUUGAUACAAAAAUGUUGGUUAAUUUAAAAAUAAUUAUAAUUAGGUGACAGCAAGCAGAUAACAUCUGUCAAUAUUUACUGGUUAAUAGUGAAGAUCAUCUUUCAAUUUUCUGUUAUGAUAUUUGAGUCACGGAGUCUCAGUUCGACAAUGUCACAGCUUGAGUCUUAUAUUUCGUAAAAUCAUUUACCAUUUCGAAACAUUAUGGAAACUUUAUUUUUUUUGUGAAUAUCAUUUCAAUGUUUGUCUAUAACUUUUACCCCCAACCCCCCAAUCCCCUCAGAUGGACCUUGUGCACAGGCCAUAGGCAAAUGUCAACUUAAGCUGGCCGGAGACGUGUCCAGUCAACCCUUGUCCAAAACUAACUGGACCGACUUCUGUAUGUAAGUUGGGAGCUCAGGGGGGAGGGGAGCGACCUUAGCAACUGACAGACUAGUGUUGUCAGGGCUAGGCGCCAUAAGCUACUGAUAGACUCUCGUGUAGUCAUAGCUGUAUUUAUGUUAAACUAUACAUGAAUACCAUGAAAAUAAGAGGUGCCAGCAAAGAAUCUAUGAGUUAAAACAAGUCUCACACAGACACGUUAGUUCCUGUAAAAGUACCAGCAAAGAAUCUAUCAGUUCAAACAAGUCUCACACAGACACGUAAGUUCCUGUAAAAGUACCAGCAAAGAAUCUAUCAGUUCAAACAAGUCUCACACAGACACGUAAGUUCCUGUAAAAGUACCAGCAAAGAAUCUAUCAGUUCAAACAAGUCUCACACAGACACGUUAGUUCCUGUAAAAGUACCAGCAAAGAAUCUAUCAGUUCAAACAAGUCUCAAACAGACACGUUAGUUCCUGUAAAAGUACCAGCAAAGAAUCUAUCAGUUCAAACAAGUCUCAAACAGACACGUUAGUUCCUGUAAAAGUACCAGAAAAGAAUCUAUCAGAUCAAACAAGUCUCAAACAGACACGUUAGUUCCUGUAAAAGUACCAGCAAAGAAUCUAUCAGUUCAAACAAGUCUCACACAGACACGUUAGUUCCUGUGUAGAGAUCACAUGCAUGGAUUAGCAAAUGCCAAACCUCGUGUUAAAAUGUUCAUUUCAUAAUUGCCAUGAGUUAAUUAUGUUAUCGAUGAUAAAUUGUACGUUCAGUAUGUGUGUAGCCGGGGGAGGGGGGGGGUUAAAGGGGGGUUUUCUCAACUCUUUUGUAUGACAUGGAACCCUUUUAGCAUCUUGGUCCUGGUGUACUUCUGGUGAGGAUGUUGCCAUCGAAUGGCAUUCAAUGCCAAGUGGCCACACAAAAAAAUCAAGUUUUAUUGAUUUUAAUAAUUGUUUUUUAAAAGUGAUGUUUCUUGACACAUGUUGGCAUAUUUAAAGUGAUGUUUCUUGACACAGGAUGGCAUAUUUAAAGUGAUGUUUCUUGACACAGGGUGGCAUAUUUAAAGUGAUGUUUCUUGACACAUGAUGGCAUAUUUAAAGUGAUGUUUCUUGACACAGGGUGGCAUAUUUAAAGUGAUGUUUCUUGACACAUGGUGGCAUAUUUAAAGUGAUGUUUCUUGACACAUGGUGGCAUUUUAAAUUGAUGUUUCUUGACACAUGAUGGCAUAUUUAAAGUGAUGUUUCUUGACACAUGAUGGCAUAUUUAAAGUGAUGUUUCUUGACACAUAAUGGCAUAUUUAAAGUGAUGUUUCUUGGCACAGGGUGGCAUAUUUAAAGUGAUGUUUCUUGACACAUGGUGGCAUAUUUAAAGUGAUGUUUCUUGACACGUGAUGGCAUGUUUGAAGUGAUGUUUCUUAACACAUGAUGGCAUAUUUAAAGCGAUGUUUCUUGACACAUGAUGGCAUAUUUGAAGUGAUGUUUCUUGACACAGGAUGACAUAUUUAAAGAGAUGAUUCUUGACACAGGAUGGCAUAUUUAAAGUGAUGUAUCUUGACACAGGGUGGCAUAUUUAAAGUGAUGUGUCUUGACACAUGGUGGCAUGUCUUUGCACUUGUGCAAUGCUUUGAAUACUUACACUUAAAUUGUUGUAAUUUAUUUUUUUUAUCGUAAUCAGAAGGUUUGUGAAUAUGCUGAAAAUGAAUACCGGUAUACACCAUGUCAUCUAAAAUUGUCUCCAUUUAUUUGGAUCAAUAAAAUAAUGUAAUCUUAUCUUAUCUUGUCUUAUGUCAUGUAUGAUUUUCCAGCCAGGGCUUCAGUGCGAUCAAUUGUGUGGGUAACCUGUCAUCCACCUCGGGAGCGUGCAGGGGUAGCAGUGACCCACAGUUGGUAAAGACCAUGAUGAACAGCUAUACAGCUUACUUGAAGGAUUACUGCAGUGAGUAGAUUAUACCAGAGCCAUCGAUGCAUGGGCCCUGCAACCUGGGAUAUUUAAUGAACCCAAAAAUGUAAUAGAUAAAAAAAUUAUAAUUAAACGAUCAACUUUGAAUGCAUGGGGGGGGGGUGGAAAUUGGCGGGGGUGGAGGCUCCGAUAGUCACGCGGCGACGGCGCUGUCCAUAGUCAACGGUUAUGAAAGGUCAAAGGUCUAAAAAUGUAACCAUCAUUCCCACUUUGCAAAUUGUCCAAUGACUUCAAUAUUUAAAACAUCUUGUAGUUUUGUAAAUUUGACAACACUAUUUGCACAAGUUAUAGUUCUAGCAAAUGUUUUUGUUGUUGUUGUUGUUGUUAUACCGGUAAUUGGCGCUAACUGGACCACAAAAAGAGCUUCUAAUUACUGGUACGGGAUUUGGAGCAGUAGAUGGAUUUGUUCAAAAACUGUUUCACUUCACAACACACCAGUUUAGCUCAAGUUUAGAAUGGGUCUACGCAACAUCCGUGCCAAAAUUAAUCCAAGCUUACUGUUCUGUUCCGGCAGAGUUUUUUUUAAAAAUACGUAUAUAAUUUUUUUUAAUGACACUACACAAGCUUGGAAACAAAAACGACAAAAAGUCUUGCUGUCAUCAAGAAAGAAUCAUACCAUCAUGCCGUCAUGGCCACAUGCCAUCAUACCAUCAUGCCACCAUAUCAUAAUGCCGUCAUGGCCACAUGCCAUCAUACCAUCAUGCCACCAUACCUUCAUACCAUCAUUCCACCAUACCAUCAUGCCACCAUUCCAUUAUGCCUCCAUAACAUUAUGCCCCCAUACCUUCAUUCCACCAUACCAUUAUGCCACCAUACCAUCAUGCCACCAUACCAUCAUGCCACCAUACCAUCAUGCCGCCAUGCCACCAUGCCGCCAUACCAUCAUGCCACCAUACCAUCAUGUCACCAUACCAUCAUGUUUUCAAAGUUUAACUUCCGUCAAUAAGAAACUGCCGUAGAUAAUGUUUAUUUGUUUUUUCAAACAACAACAACAACAACAACCAACGAGAUCGAAGCAUUGUUCAGAAAGUUCGAGAACAGGAGAGCCCAAGGCCAAACUAGACUUACACUACCUUGGAAAAUAGUCUUUGUUGCUGCUGUUGUUGUUCUGGUAGUGUUCGUUGCUGCAUCCAUGUACUGGCAUCUGUGCAACGGUUGGGGGGCGAUGAUGCUAUUCUAACAGCUCCUAGCAGAUGCCAGGGCAGCAUUAAAGCUUUCGACCCGAUGUCGAGUCCACGGCGGCAUUGUCCAGGUGUUUCCAAGCGAUGAUUGUGCGUGGGAAAAAAUUAUUGUUGAUACUGCACUGUGUUACACCGAGGCACGAUGAAGCAUUUGCUGUUGUUUCGGGUGUAAUUGUUUAAUCAGUGGUGAAAUCAGUGUUCAGUGAGCGUUUCGCUCUGAUCAGUCUACCCGGCUUCUGUGGGGUGAGGUACGUGCCUGCUGGGAUGGCCGGCGCCAGUCCCAUGACCACUUUGUAUAAGAAUGUCAGGCGGAGCUCCUCUCGUCUGUCUUUAAGGGGAAGGAUGUCAAAUCUUUUUAAGAGGUCAGUGACGAAGCCAGGAGUGGUGGAUUUGUGGUCACGUGCGAUGAAGCGCACCGCGUUACGUUGGAUUCGCUCCAUCUUGUCCACGUCAUGCUUUAGGUGUGGGUGGCAGAUGAUCGCACCGUAGUCUAAUAGUGGACGGACGAGUGCAAGAUAGGCAUUUCGUUUGCAGGAAGUUGGGCAGGGGCGCAGAUUUCUUCGAAUGAACCCAAGUGUGGAGUUAGCUUUUUUGAAACUUUGUUUAUAUGGGGCGACCAUUUUAGGUUAUUUGAGUAGAGAAUUCCAAUGUAUGGAUUAUUUGAUACUUUUUAGAGAAUAGUCUCGUCUAGUGAGCACAUAUAGGUUGAUGUUGUUGUUUUUUUUUCUUGAGAUGCUCAUCCUGUAGCAUUUGGUUUGCUUUUUUUUUAAGGUGGGGGAGUGGGGAGAGUAUUACUAUUACAUUACAUUUCGUUUUUCUUAAAGUGACGUUUUUGUAUAUAAACUGAAAAAAAAAAAUGGUGCGAAAAUAAUCGUCAUUACACUAGUCACUAUAAAAAUAUCAAACUUCAAAGACUCAAAGUUUCCUAUUUAGUUUCCUAUUUUUAAAAAAAAAUAUCAUUUUCCUGUGCCUGUCAUGUGAAUGUCAAGCUUACUUCCUCAUGGUUUAAUCCGACAGCCGACACCGGUGCGCCAUCCCAGUGCAUGGUUGGACUUGAGCUGUGCAAGGUUGACCUCACCACCUUGACAUCCAAGUCCACUGUCGACCAGGAGUGCGCGUGA